Molecule: messenger RNA, 657 nt
Organism: Perkinsus marinus ATCC 50983
Lineage: Eukaryota; Perkinsozoa; Perkinsida; Perkinsidae
Exons: 5
Coding region: 1-657 (218 amino acids)
Source: RefSeq, a predicted model, not a curated record
AUGUGCAUCUGUACAUGCUUUGUCAUCAGCUACAAGUUCCACUCCCCUCUAGCCCCUGCAUGUGGCCUUAUACUACACACAAGCGGCUUCACAGGCAUGGACACUAGAGCUGGAUACGCUAUCAUGGAGCAUGGUCAUCAUCAUAGUGCUAUUGGCGAGUCGAAGCCACCCAAGAGUGCUGUGUACGAGUUCCUCUCAGCUGAGCAACAACAGGAGGCCGACGACUUUCUCAAAUCGGAAAUCCUCCCAGAAGUCAGGCGACUAUGGUUGGACUCAGACGUUGAGAAGGAGUUCGAGGACGAGUGGCUGAAUAAUGCGGCACCGAUUACUACAGAUGAUGUGGCCCUCAUGGAGAAAGCCUUGGAGGAGGUACAUGAAGCUGCAAAUAGCAAUAAUACGUCGAAGCAUGUUGAGGCUAGAGAGAGGAAAAUACAGUCAGUUAAGGAGACGAUAGACAAACAGGAAGAGGAUCUAGCAAAGGACGAGAAGCGGCAGAGGAGAGGUCUCGGGCUCAAGCUUCCUGAGGCUACUAAGAGACAGAAGCUUCUUAUUGCGGUACUACCUAACAGAACAGCCAGUGACAUACUCUGCACUUUCCCAGAGGAGAUACUACCAGGGCCCAGGCUGUACAACAUAACCCUCCGUCUAGCAUGGUGA